Macrosteles quadrilineatus (aster leafhopper) is the source of this 1356-nucleotide messenger RNA. Its product is annotated as phospholipase A1 1-like. The transcript has 8 exons. Gene Ontology annotation, molecular function: lipase activity. The record is from RefSeq and is a predicted model, not a curated record. NCBI's taxonomy places the organism in Eukaryota, Metazoa, Arthropoda, Insecta, Hemiptera, Cicadellidae. Bases 86 to 1309 code for a protein of 407 amino acids.
UGACGUGGUACACAUCACUCGUUUGGCUUUCCACUUCAUGGAAACAACGUUCCAAAGGUUUUAGGAUGGAUAUACAUGUUUGAAAAUGAAACAGAUUCUUUUAUUGUUGAUUUUUAUCAAUUUGCAAGGUUUGAAUGUGGAAGCUUAUGAUUGGAGGACAAGUUAUACAAAAUGGAAGAAUGCAUUUAAAUGGAGCAACCCUCUACUGACACCAAAGAGUGUAUCAAAAGAAAAUAUCGAAGCGAAAAUUCAAUUACACCUUCUCGACAAACAGUGGGUGCCAGAUGGAACCAAUGCUGUUCAGAGUGAUGAUGUCAUUCCCAAAUACCGCGGCACAGUGAAAGAUGCCUUCAAAAUAUUUACGUCUAAAGAACUACAACUAAAGUACCUCAGUAGCCCGUUAGCCGAGGCCAAGGAGCUGUUGAAAGAAGAAAAUGGCUACAAAGUAGAACAAGAGUCUAUCUUUAUCAUCCACACUGUCAACGGCUCUCCUAACGACGACUUUGUCAAGAACUCAAUUACAGCUUUGGUAUUGAGAAAUUUCUUAAAGAAAUAUAAUGUUUUUGCGUUUGAUUUGAAAGAGUUGAAUGACUAUAUAAAGCAGACAAUCUUCGAAGUAAUGUUGGGCCGAAGAUUAAAUUAUGAGGCAUUAAGUGAAGUCCUUGGUAACUUUUUCAACUCUGCGAUUGCCGACAAUCUAAUAGAAAUCGACAAAAUACAUCUUGUUGGUUUUUGCUUCUCUGCUCAGCUCUCAGGCUAUAUAGGUCGCUAUGUAUCUUCGAAAAACGAUGGCAAGAAGAUGAAAUCCAUAACGGCUCUAGAUCCAUACUCAACGACGUUAUUCAGCAUUAAAAACAAAAACAGCGUGAUCUCUAAGAACGAUGCCGAGCUGGUAUUUGUCUUCCACACCGGCUCAUUUUACGGUGGUACAUUUGAUCGCAAGGCAACAGCUGAUUUUGUAAUAAACAAUGGAGGGUUCCAGCCUGGGUGUUUCUUUAGUCGCAAAAUGUUUUGCAGUCAUAAAAGGUCUGUCCCGUUAUUCUGGUAUAUCAUUUUAUACCCUGAGUUGUGGACAGCGAGGAAGUGCAGCAGUUAUCUUUUGUUCUCGUCCUGUCUCUGCAGUUUCAAGGAAAAGACUUCACUCACAUUCCCACCAGUUCCUGGUGCACAAGGGACGUAUUAUUUGAACACCAUGGCACACAAACCAUACGGAUUUGGACCAAAGGGUGCAAACUGCAUCUCCUUCUUUAAGGGGAAGAAAGCCGAUGAUAUAGUAAAAAGUGUUAAACUAGCCAACCUAAAUGUUUAGUGAAUCCAUAGAAAUCACCAACUUCAGUUAUAAAAUGUGCCAUUAAA